Molecule: messenger RNA, 1251 nt
Organism: Naegleria fowleri
Lineage: Eukaryota; Heterolobosea; Eutetramitea; Acrasida; Naegleriidae
Exons: 2
Coding region: 1-1251 (416 amino acids)
Source: RefSeq, a predicted model, not a curated record
AUGGGAACACCUCUACAACCAGAGAAGCCUUUUCUCUCUCACAAAGUUGAUCUAGGUCUCUAUUAUGAUGAAUUUGUAGGAGAGAAAUUUCACAAAUAUCUCGUUGCAACUUCAUCCGAAGGAGUCUACUCCCGGAAAGAUAUUGCAGACUCAAACUGGACUGAAUUAUUCCUGCCAUUUGAAUGUUCCGAUAUUUAUUUGGGAAAUAAGAUUCUUUGCUUCCAAACAUCGAGAAACAAAUUAGUUCUGAAUUCUGCCUUCCAUAUGAAUGAAGGUCUGAGAGCCAUUUUCAAGAAAUCAAAAAUUGGAACUCCAGAAUUUGUUUUGAUCGAUGAAUUUAAAUUAGUGGAUUAUUGUUAUGAAAAAUUUGAAAUUCCCAACACAAGUAUGAGAUCCUAUGAAUAUAACAAGAUCGCGUGUGACUCACAACAUCUUUAUAUCGAGAUGAGUAAUGGUUUAUUGAUUUGUUUAACAUCCUCAGCAACGGCUCCUGGAGUGAGAGUAAACACAACUUUCAUGGCUCCCAAUGAUCGAAUUCGAUUCAUUGAAGGAGCCUCACAAUCUGAGAAGGUCAUGAUUGUAACACAAAGCAACAAAAUUUAUGGCUUCCAUUUUCAAACUCUGAGAUAUGUGAAUAAUGAAAAGGUUUGUUCUCCUAUCACCAGUUUGUGUGUGAGCCCAGUUUGUGCAUUUAUAACCACACAAGAUAACAUGCUCUAUGUGAUUGGUGACGACUCAAACGGCUCCACUGGAGGUAUGCAACAAGCUCGUGAAAAAUUCAUGCCCACCCAUGAUCAAUUUAAGGAGAAAAUUAUGCAAGUGAAAUGUGGAUACAUUCAUUCAUUGAUACUUUUGGAGAAUGGAAAUGUUUACGCAACAGGAUACAAUGAUCUCAAACAGUGUUGUCGUUUGGAAUCGCCCACCACGUUUUCCAAAACAGAGAUAGUCUUGACCAAAAAAGACCAUCCAAAGAGGUUGCAAUGCUCUUCUCGUGGAAGUGUUUUUCUAACAGACACUGAAGCAAUAUUUGUUGGAGAAGUGGUUCAUAAAUUCCCACAGUAUAAAAACUUUCAACUUCGCCUCCCACUUGGAGGAGAUUUUAAUGAUGUUCGAGGAGGUGGAUGGCAAUACGUUGUUUUUAAGAGUUGUGUUAAUUCUUCCAAAAUGCUUUCUUUCUUUUGGAGUAAUUUGAAACAACGUGCUCAUGACCGAGAAGAAAAAUUUCACGAUGUACUCUUUGAAUUUGCGUAA